Molecule: messenger RNA, 3626 nt
Organism: Cydia splendana
Lineage: Eukaryota; Metazoa; Arthropoda; Insecta; Lepidoptera; Tortricidae
Product: cytochrome b5-like
Exons: 4
Coding region: 110-457 (115 amino acids)
Cellular component (GO): intracellular membrane-bounded organelle; membrane
Molecular function (GO): heme binding
Source: RefSeq, a predicted model, not a curated record
UUGGUGAGUGGCAACCACAGCCACACCAACGAUUUGCUAUAAAAAACAUAAAAAUUCACGUGUAACAAGCUAAAUUGAAUGAAAAUACUCAAUUUUUAAAUUUGUAACAAUGACUGAAGUUAUAACCAGAGCCGAAGUGAAGAAAAACCGCCACAGGAACAAGCCGUGGCUGAUAAUACAUGACGAUGUGUACGAUGUAACUAAAUUUUUAGAAGAGCACCCUGGAGGUGAGGACACCCUUCUAGACGCUGCGGGCUCAGAUGCCACUCAAGCUUUUGAAGAUGUAGGCCACAGUGAAGAUGCAAGAGAGUUGCUGAAGCAGUAUAAAAUUGGAACCCUGCCAGAUGACGAAAAAUCACCGAAACCUGUUCCUUGCAACUGGAAGUGGUACGCUCUCGCAGCACUCAUAAUCGGCGCUAUAGCUGUGGGCGCUGUGGUGUAUAAGAAGAACUCAUAAACCUCUAAAAGCUGUAACAGACGGGUAUUACCCGACGGACUUGGUUUGGUCAGCAUAUUUAUUUCUCCCUCCUACUUGUAGCUACUUCUUUAACAGACGUACGGCGGACCUUCCACUCGGUCGAACAGGCCUCGUACCGGAUCAAGACGGUCUGGUACGCCCGUCUGUUACAGCUAUAAGCUAGCACAACUGUCUAUAUCGCCACAGGUGGAGUCUUCUCUUUCUCACUGUUAGGUGAGCAUAUAGCCCUUUAAAGCGCAAAAAGUUUAGAGUUCAAGCCUCCAUGACGCUCGAUUGCCCUGAUGAUUAGUUGGGAAAAAACGCAAAAAGAGGCCAAAAGUUAAUUUAAUUCUAAGCUGCCUUGUGAAUUAAUUAACCCCUUACCGCAUACGAAACCAUAUAUGGCCGAUAUGAUAUUUAACUCUUUUGACAGCUAUUAAAGUUCAAAUUUCAACAAAUAUUUUUUAUUAUAUGCAGUAAGGGGUUAAUUUGGUUAAUCGCGAUAAAAUAAUAGCAUAGGAAGGACGUGAAGACCGGAUGACCGCUAUGACAUUUAACCUACCUUCAUUCCUUCAAGAUAACGUACUUAUCAACGUAUCUUAAGGGGUCCACUGAUUACCAGUCCGCCGGACGAUAUCGGCCUGUCAGUUAGAAGCAAAAUUUGACAGCUCCGAACAACUGACAGGCUGAUAUCGUCCGGCGAACUGGUAAUCUGUGGGCCCCUUUAAAAGCUGGCAACGCACUUCCAACCCCUCAGGUGUUGCGGGAGUCCAUGGGCGGCGCUAAUUGUUUACCACUAUAGACCGACCGUUUAAAUGAGUCCUCGCCUGCGCGGUACGGGGGCGACGGGGAAGGACGACUAAGGGUGGCGGGGAAGGUGCGGGCGCCGUACGCCUGCCGCCCGCACCUUCCUCGCCACCGCUAGUCGUCCCACAUAGGCGAAUUUGCUUGUUUGCGUAAACGUAUAGUGAAUUUAAAAUAUACAGAUUAACUAGUAAGAACAUUUAUAAUACAAAUAUCAUAUUUUUUCAAUCUACCCGUUGACCACGAGCGAUGGUACGAGUAAAGGGCUCGAAAAGUCGGGAUGUAUUUUAAAUUCAUUAUACGCGAUAUAAUCCGUUUUACAUUGUUAUAUUCCACCGAUAUUUUUCACAAAAUCAAUUCAUGAAGUUUUUUUUUUCUUAUGUAAUACCUAGUCGGUUACUAAGUUCUGUUACAAGCUUUCCAACUCAUGAAAUAUAAAAUAAAGCUUAAAAAAAAUUAGGCACAGUUUGAUAGCUUAUUUUGUAACGAUCAAAACAUGAUAUAAUAAUAUAAAAUUCAGUUGGAGAAUUCAUGGGAAUCCUUGGAAAGCUCCAGAUUACGUGAAGGCGUAAACACGCGGUCAAUUUAUGAAAAUUAUACUUUACAGAAGUGUGUCUAAUGCAAUCUUGCAACUUUACCAGAAAAUUCAAUUGCUUAUUUUAAUGAGACCUCUAAGUUACCGUAAAUUUUGUGAUGACUGUUUAUUUUUUUACUAGUUUAUACCCUAAGAUAUUCCCCUCCAAACAUUGUAUAUUUUUCAGUUUCGCACGAAAACGUAUAGAUUUAGACAAUUGUGCAGGAGGCAGGCUUGGAAAACUCUGUAGACUAUGUGUUUAAUCAAAGAAACCCACGUAAACUAUAUGUUAAAUUAAAGAUGAAUAAUCAAGCUAUCGAAUUGUGCAAAGCUGAUACAUUCUUAAUAUGAUUAGAAAUAAAUAGCAUGAAACGACACGAACAGGGAGCGUACUUUUGACGGUUUUUUUACGCCAUUUUUCCGAGUUCUAUAAGGAAUUCUGCAAAAACAGAACAACUAUGUUUAUUAGGUUGUAUUGUAAGCUUAUCAUUAAUAAAUAAGCUUUACAAUUGUAUACACGAAUAAUUAAAUAUCGCUACCUAUUUCCCUUUAUUCCGUGAAAACUCUGGUAACGGAUCUUAGUAACCAACUAGGUAUAUUCGUGGCAUGAAAAAGUGGUUGUGCUGGCUCUAAUAAACCAUUCCAGUCUCGUUUCGUCACAAUCAGUACACGAAAUGUACUGUUUAAGGCCAAGCCACACCGGAUGCGUGUGCGUAGACGUGCACGUGCACGUACGCGUCCCGCUGCGUUGUAUAAUACGAAAACUCAUACGAGAGGACACACCGCUUGCGUGACGUGCGCGUACGCGUGACUUGCACGCAACGCAGCUCCCGCGAGACAAACCGGCUCCGUGCUGCGUGCACGCGUCCACGCAGCGGAGCGGCAACGUCGCUUCGUUGCGUGCAGUGAUGACGUUGUGUUUAACUGCGUUCCCUAUGAGAGGGCGAACCGAGCAGGUUCAGACACGCACAGCUCGGUGCUGCAUAGGUGCUGUGCGUGUACACGCGCAGCUCGCUUGUAUUUAUUUACAACUCGGCCGGUGCGCGUGCUGGUUUUUAAUAUGGAUUCAGUGAAAAAAGAAAAACUAACUAAAAUCGUUCGACAAUACGAAUGUAUAUUUACAACAUAGCACAAAGAUUACAAAAAAUACGUCUUAUAAAAAUUUAAUUUGGCCUGUGGGAACAAAUCGAUGUUAGGUAUUAACGAUACUAUUGGAAAACAAGGUUGUUGUAUUGUGAACUAUUGUGCGUCGGUGAAUAAUAUUAUGUACUCUCAAUUAUCUCGAUUCAAGUAUGAGACAUUUUUUUCCUCUAAUUGCAAUGGCGGAAUUAGGUGAGCUGCUUCCAUUUGCAACCGGAGUUAUAAUAACAUGAUGUAGGUACUGUCGCAGGAGUAUUUUAUUUUACUGGCGUGCAUUGCGUGACGUGCGCGUCACCCGGUGUGACAGGGGUGCUGCGCACGUCACGCAGCGCACGCCACGCAGCGUGCUGCACACGCAGCCGGUGUGGCUCGGCCUUAAUGUUUUACGCGAUUAAGUAAAGAAAUAAUUAUGUAUGGACAGGCUAUACCUAUAAUACUUAUAUGUACAGUGCAAUAGGAUUUCAUUAUAUUUAAUAAUAUCGAACUACAUAAUUCAGGGUCCAGAAUUAACUUAUUUAUUUUAUUUAUAUUUAUUUAUUUAUUAUUUUACAAUUGUCAUAUUCUCAAUAUUUUUCUUAUACUUUUAAGAUGGAAGCAAAAUAAUUACUUAUGAAUAUAUAUAAGCGAUGAUCAAUAAAAAAUAUAUCUGUC